Molecule: messenger RNA, 1647 nt
Organism: Monascus purpureus
Lineage: Eukaryota; Fungi; Ascomycota; Eurotiomycetes; Eurotiales; Aspergillaceae
Source: the annotation of a GenBank genome assembly
CUGUGGAAAGGCAUGGUCUGGGGGAGCAAGAGAAGGGAAGCUUGUCUCCAGCUGGAGCGAGAUGACUCAGCUGCCUUUCGCUGGUCGUUCUGCUUCGACUGCUUCAUCUUCAGCUGCUGGACCUCCUCUGCCCGUCGUCUUCAACGCUGCUCGCGAGCGUUCUCGGGUUUCUCCUGUGCAGAUAAGGGUGUAUGCUGGGCUGUUGUCGGUCCCCUCCCCCCGCAUACCACACGAUGCCCCUCGAUCCACUCCCUCAGCCAUACGCUCUCCUUCUCCCAUCCCCGCCAUCGGGCUCCUUCAACGACCUGAGAGCUGCAUACGAACAAUCCCUGUCGACGGUCUAUUUGAAGCUCUCCCAAGCGCUCAAUGGUGCUAACACUGUUGCUCUUCUCGAUAUCGCAAUAGACAUCCCCGGUUUACUGUCUUCUGCUAUUCCGCGGUCCAAGGUUUUUGCAAGCCUCCAGCGCCUUCUGGCGAAUAUAUACAAGCUUGUAUGCACCGUUUGUGCUUCAAGGAAUAUUGAGCUUGAUGGUCCCACCGGCAUCGAUACCAGAGUCAUAUUUGUGGAUGAUGAUCCUGCUCACAGCUCGACCGUACCUGAUCUUGGGCCUAUUAUCAGCUUAGAGGUGCUGGCAGCAUCUGCUCGCAAAUGGGAUUCAGUGUUCUACGUGGAUUCUACUGCAGGAAAGGCCCUGCUGGAGGAUUUUACUAGCCACCUUAGCCCUCUGGCUCAAACCCGUUACUCUGCCAAUACACACGCUGUCCCUGGAGGACAGGAUGGGACAUCUUCUGAACCCCUACUGGGUUCUGAUGACGGGCAGUCACAGAGUCUAAAUUAUUCGGUUGCCGUGGGGGGAACCUUUGACCAUCUCCAUAUCGGUCACAAGCUUUUACUCACUGCAACUGCCCUUGCCUUGGACUCUGUCCAAGGUCCGGAUCUAGGAAAAGAGAGGCUUAUCACUAUUGGUGUGACAGGCGAUGCACUGUUGGUAAACAAAAAAUAUGUGGAAUAUCUGGAGGGCUGGGAUGAAAGAGUCCAGAACACCGCAUCCUUCCUAGCAGCCGUCAUGGAUUUCUCUCCCGCUGAGAGCAGCGCACCCAGUACUGAAUGGGUAUCGGACCCAGGGCCGAAUGGGAAAUACGUCUUGAUGAAAUUACGACCUGAUUUAUCCCUGAAAUUUGUGCAGCUAUCCGAUCCAUGUGGGCCUACAGUAACGGAUGAGAGCAUCGAUGCCCUUGUUGUCUCUGCAGAAACACGUGGUGGAGGCAAGCUAAUCAAUGACGAGCGAGCAAAGAAGGGUUGGAAGGCACUGGAGGUAUUUGAAGUUGACGUAUUACUUUCCGGUGAGGUUGCAGCAGCUACAGGAGUUGACUCGAAGAGCUUUGGGUCAAAAAUAAGCAGUACGGACAUUCGAAGGCACCGCAUGGAACUUGCAAGGAGGUAGCUUUAAUCUUGAGUUUUCGUCCUUGCCACUCUGCUAACUAUCUAUGAGCUAACGAGGUUAUGAGGAGCCUUUUUUUUUUAAAAAAAAAAAGGAAGAAACCUUCCUUCUUUUCAUCACUCGGGAAGUUGAGGCCCUACCCACCUGCAGUAAAUUACCUUUUGUAAUCACAGAAUAAGUAAUAUCACCGCGAAACAAGUCUUCU